Messenger RNA from Geodia barretti, 1562 nucleotides. Lineage: Eukaryota; Metazoa; Porifera; Demospongiae; Tetractinellida; Geodiidae. The record is from the annotation of a GenBank genome assembly.
GUUCCCACAUAGUAUGAGAUGUGUGUCGGUCUUAUACUGGAAACUCUUCCAAUUGAAACAGACUUCGGCCGCUAACAUACAAAAGGUUUGUUUGAAUUAUGUACGUAUGUACCUCCAGACACUGUGGUUUGUUUUUGGUUGCUUAACAUAAAGGGUUUUGUUUUGUAUAUCAAUUACCUGCCAGAAUGCCCUAAUAGCAUACCAAAAAACAAUCACCUGAACUUAUAAUUAUUGCAACCUUAUCAGGGGCGGCGGAUUCAGAAAAUUGGAAUGGAGGUUCAGGGGUGGCAAAUUGCGAAAUUACAUGCACAAGGAGGGGUGAGACGCACAAUGAUUACAUAUACCCUCAUCUGCCGCAUCACACACAAACACGAGGUCACUAAUGGCGACCGGGGGGGGAGCUUGAACCCACGAUGCUAGUAUAGGCAGAGUGCUCUACCCACUGAGGUCUACCGGGGAAACUCAGCAGGCAAAGUACCAUCUUUCAGGACGAUAGAUCACUAAAUACGGUGUACACUAUAGUUGUUAUGAAAACCAUUGUGUGUCCACUACGUAACUCAAACAAACUAUACCGAUACAAAGCCGUUCUUAUGCAUGUGGAAGUAUAUACAUACAGUGCAUGUGGAAACGGUUGUGUCUAUUUGUCAGUAUCAUGCGUGCACACACAUGCACAAUAAAGUGGUUUGUUGGUGAGCACUUGAGCACCUGUUCUGGCCCUACUCCAACACACUAACGAUUUCUGAGAACUACUUCCUUCACUUACCACACAUUUUUCGUUUUUCAAACACCACCAUUCACACACACGCACGCACACACGCAUGCACAAUUUAUACCGCCUUAUCGCUACUUCAAGCUGUGUACAGUAAUGGCCAUCCUCUUGUGCAUCCCGUCGUGCAAUUAUUAAUCCCGUUAGCUGCAUACUUUACAGUGCUCCGCUGGUAACUAUGAUUACGUAACGUGACGUAAUCAGUAAGAUAUGCAUCCUUUUAUGUGCCAUUACCAAUUCAUUCUGCAUUCCUAAUGGAUAGUUAGUGUCGUUAGUGAUAUCCACACAAUGUGUAGUUUGUAGCUUACUUCAAAGCCAUAUUAUUAUUAUAAAAGCAUACUGUGUCCCUGCAUGUGCUGCGGUAUACUGUAUAUACCUUUAUACCAACGGAAGGGAGAGAGGGAGAGGAAAGAAGUGCAAAAUGAUUGAUAUGAAAGGCCCACUUGUGCUGCAAUUUAUGUGUGUGUUUCUUCUCGUUUCCGUAGGAUCUUCAAGAUUUUUUCAUCCCUACUAAGAGCACCCAAAAGUCUCCUUACCCCGGCAGUCUCUCACCAAUUCCGUCUCCGGCAAGCGUAGGCAGCACGACCAGCACGGAAGUGGGGUGGGCGGAGCCUCCUCACUGAGCUCCACCCAAGACCCCUCCCCCUCGUCCCACGUGACAGUCUCGAAACAGGUGUUCAAUAAGGCGGCGGAACACCUCACAAUCACGGGAUACCUUCACCAGAGCCUGGAGCUGUGGCAGCAGAGUAACCUACUGGUGGAGCAGUACAGAGGUGUGCCACGCCCUCCACAUUAA